AGUUUACAGAACUUUCUCGGCUGAUGGCACCGAUGUUUAAUAUACCCUUUGCCAGCCACACGACUCAAAGGAUCAAGACACUUCUCCUCUUUUCAAUGAGUCUGCUCAGAUCCAGGAAGAUUUUAGAUUCCUUUUAACUGAUUUUAUUCCACAGCUUCUCUUUUUUUUUUUGGUUACAUUUUUUUAUCUAUUGAAGCACACAGCAAGAGACUGCACUGCCUGAAGAUUGUUCUGCCUGUACGGAAAUUACAGUUAUCAUAAUCUGGUUGACAUUUUCCAGUCACAGCUAAAUACAAAUAAUGUCUGACAGUCAGUUGCCCUUCACCUGCCAUUACCCAUCUAACAGACACAGGGGAAGUCGUGAUCCUUUUCGGGAACAAGGACUGUCAUCUCGUCUUCUUGAUGAUGAUUUUGGCAUUCCACCUUUUUCAGAUGAUUUAACCAUGAACUGGCCCGACUGGGUAAGGCCCAGACUGACUUCCUCCUGGUCAGGCCCUUUGAGAUCGGGCUUGGUGAGAACGUCGGGCAUCUCCCCUCCCGUAUAUAAUUUUAGUUACACGGGUAAUCCGGAACCUCGUAACACUGUAGCAAAUGUCAGCCAACCGUGGAAGGUCUGCGUAAAUGUGCAAACUUUCAUGCCAGAGGAACUGACAGUUAAAACGAAGGAUGGCUUUGUAGAAGUUUCAGGUAACCAUGAAGAGCAACAGAAGGAAGGAGGAAUUGUCUCUAAAAACUUCACCAAAAAAAUUCAGUUGCCUCCAGAAGUGGAUGCACUGACUGUUUUUGCCUCGCUGUCUCCUGAAGGCCUUCUUAUCAUUGAAGCACCUUUGGUGCCUCCCUAUAACCAGCAGGGAGAUGAUAGUUACACAUAUGAGCUGCCUCUAGAUCCUCAAGAAGUCUGUGCUUCCUAAAAUCCUUCAAUAAAAAACCUCAGUUGAGGAACAAAAUGUGGAUUCCAAAGAAUUUUGAAAUAGUCAAGCAGUUUCAUACUUUUGAAUAUUGUGUAUUUUAAUCCUAAUAUGAAAGUAAUUUUACUGUAGUUUACUGUAGAGUAAAAAUGAAUCAAACAUGUCUUUCAUUUGCCUCACUGUGAUUUUGGAUGUCAGAUAUAAAAUUCCUAAUCAUUUUUGUUUACUGAUUAUGAAUUACUCUCAUUUACAGAACUGUUUCAGCAAAACUGCUUACCAAAGAGUUAGGUUUUCUUUGAUUAAUGUAAUAAAAUCGAAAAAUAUUCCAUUUGUCUGCAUGGACAACUGUGGUCUGGCUUAUAUGCAUAUUAUCAUUGUUAGUUCUAUCUUACAAAAAGGAACUGUGCUGGUAACUAAAAGCCUACUGGCUUAUUUAGUAUCUCUAAUUUAUAGCAUGCCAACAUUCUACUGUGAUAUGCAGAAGCUUAGACAUACAGAUAUUCAUGACAGGCAGUUAAAAUAAAGGCAACAUUUAAACAAA
Molecule: messenger RNA, 1449 nt
Organism: Xenopus laevis (African clawed frog)
Lineage: Eukaryota; Metazoa; Chordata; Amphibia; Anura; Pipidae
Gene: hspb8.L
Product: heat shock protein family B (small) member 8 L homeolog
Biological process (GO): cellular response to unfolded protein
Cellular component (GO): nucleus; cytoplasm; protein folding chaperone complex
Molecular function (GO): protein homodimerization activity
Source: RefSeq, marked provisional